Molecule: messenger RNA, 1476 nt
Organism: Paramormyrops kingsleyae
Lineage: Eukaryota; Metazoa; Chordata; Actinopteri; Osteoglossiformes; Mormyridae
Product: SAM pointed domain-containing Ets transcription factor-like
Biological process (GO): cell differentiation; regulation of transcription by RNA polymerase II
Cellular component (GO): nucleus
Molecular function (GO): DNA-binding transcription factor activity, RNA polymerase II-specific; sequence-specific DNA binding
Source: RefSeq, a predicted model, not a curated record
CCAAGUUUUUGUUAGGUGUCCGCAUGCCAAAAAUGUAGGACUGAACAAUCAUUGAAAACUUAAGAAAUACUUCUGUGUUUGUUUGCUCUGGAAGAGGUGGGUGGAACAGGUAGAGUGUGAGACACUCAAACAUGUCUGAAGGAGGCUGGUGCUCAAUGGAGGUGUUUGCUCAUGGAAAUAAGAUCACCUUAUAAAUAUGACUGUGCAGUCAUGCACUGUCAACAUCGGCACACAGGCCGUUCGCUGGGAGGAAUGGGACUGACUGGAUAGUCUGGGAGAAACACUUGUAUGUCCUCUGCUCUCGUUUUUCAAGCUCAAAGAGCUUGUGAGACAGUUAUUGCAGUGGGUCUGUCACUUCCAGCAAGGGAGAACUUUAUGCGAAACUGGGGUUUCGGAGAAGUCAUCCUUCAAAACUGAUGACCUGAGAGUCCGACGUUCUGAGGAGUGCUCUGUGGCCAUUAUGGCAAGUCCAGCCUGGGACCAAGGAGGAGACACACAGCACCUCUAUUGGCCAGACGUCCCAGAGAGCUCCGUCAUCCCAGAGCAGGAUGAUGACAGGUUGAUCCAUGAUCAGCUACGCCUUCCUGGCUUCGACAUGCUUGCCGGAGACAACGGGGAAACGUCGCUGGGAGCGGCGAAGACCCCAAGGGGAGAGCUGGAGAGGAGUAGCAUGGCAGAAGAAUGCAGCCUGGAGCUGGUGCAGAGUAUGGUGGUGGGGGAGGUGCUGAAGGACAUCAAGAUGGCCUGCAAGAUGCUCAACAUCGGACCCAACCCUGCAGAGUGGACAGCAGGCAAUGUCCAGAAGUGGGUGCUGUGGACCGAACACCUGUACAAGCUGCCCCCCAUGGGUGAGGCCUUCCAGGAGCUCGACGGCAAAGACCUGUGUGCUCUGACUGAGGCCGACUUCAGGCAGGUGUCCCUGCACGCCGGGGACAUACUCUACGCCCACUUGGAUAUCUGGAAGUCAGCCUCCCGGAUGCAAGAGUCCAGUUCCCCAAGCGACAGCUGGUCGGACGAAGCUGACUCUCAUGCCCCAGGCCAGACCACCCACCUGUGGCAGUUUCUCCUUGAGCUCCUGCUCCAUCCCCACAGCUAUGGCCGCUGCAUCCGCUGGCUCAACAAGGAGACAGGUAUCUUUAAAAUCGAAGACUCAGCUCAUGUGGCGAGACUAUGGGGUCUACGCAAGAACCGGCCGGCCAUGAAUUACGACAAGCUGAGCCGCUCCAUCCGCCAGUACUACAAGAAGGGCAUCAUCCGCAAGCCCGUUGCCUCUCAGAGCCAGACAUCGCUAAAGAUCAUCAAGAUGGAACUGAAAGUAAUAAUCAUGGCUGUAUUAUCUGUGCAUAUUGCAGAGUACGCAUAAAACAAAAUGUUUGUCUUUCCAUCAAAAUCUGCUACAAAAAUAUGAUCACGUUCUUACAUCAGUUAAUACUGAAGAAAUAUUGUUAUACAAAAUAUUAAAUCGACGUCUUCUUG